Coffea eugenioides is the source of this 2409-nucleotide messenger RNA. Its product is annotated as metal-nicotianamine transporter YSL1-like. NCBI's taxonomy places the organism in Eukaryota, Viridiplantae, Streptophyta, Magnoliopsida, Gentianales, Rubiaceae. Gene Ontology annotation, cellular component: plasma membrane. The record is from RefSeq and is a predicted model, not a curated record. Gene Ontology annotation, molecular function: iron-nicotianamine transmembrane transporter activity; oligopeptide transmembrane transporter activity. Bases 169 to 2265 code for a protein of 698 amino acids. Gene Ontology annotation, biological process: seed development; response to iron ion. The transcript has 7 exons.
ACAACUACCUCAACCUCAAGUGACAUGGAGAAACGAGAGUCAAUGACAAGGUCGACGGCAUGAAAAGCCAAGCAUGUACAGUAGAGGAUGCAUAUCAUGACCAUUGAACUAUCAACAAAAUGACAACCCCAAUCAUUCUUAUAAAGAGUCCCAUGGGUCAGAAUUUACAUGUAUUUUGGCAGGAUUUACUCCUUUGACAUUACACAGAGGUUUUUCUGGAAACUAAAGAUGAUGAACAAUACUCUUGUAGAAGCUAUGGAUGUUGAAAAAAAGACAAUUCAUCACCAGAAGGAAGAAAUGAUUGAGAGAGAGGACUUGGAAGAGCUGCAGAAAGCGGCUGAGGUUCAGAGGAGGCUUCAACCAUGGAAGAAGCAGAUCACUGUCCGAGGUGUCAUUGUCAGUGUAUUCAUAGGGAGCAUCUACAGCAUCAUAACUAUGAAGCUAGCCCUCACGGCAGGGAUCAAUCCACACCUCAAUGUCUCUGCUGCUCUUCUUGCAUUCAUCAUUGUUCGUACAUGGACAAAGCUGGUUCGAAAGGUUGGACUAGUUUCAGUUCCGUUCACCCCGCAGGAGAACACUAUGAUACAAACUUGUGCAGUUGCGUGUUACAGCAUUGCACUGGGAGGCGGAUUUAGUUCUUAUAUGUUAGCUCUAAGUAAGAAGACGUAUGAACAGACAGGAGUAACCACUGAGGGAAAUCCUCCAGGCAGCUACAAGGAACCUGGGGUUGGUUGGAUGACCGGCUACCUAUUUGCAGUUUGUUUCAUUGGUCUUUUCGUGUUGAUUCCACUCCGAAAGAUCUUGAUAAUAGACUACAAAUUGACCUUUCCAAGUGGCACGGCAACUGCUAUUCUGAUCAAUGGAUUUCAUUCCAUGGAUGACAAAAUGGCUAAAAAGCAAGUACGAGGUUUCACGAAGAUGUUCUCUUUGAGUUUCUUAUGGGGAUUUUUUCAGUGGUUUUAUUCUGGACAAGGACUAGGAGAAUGCGGAUUCUCAAAGUUUCCUACAUUUGGAUUGCAAGCUCAGAGGCAAACAUUCUACUUUGAUUUUAGCUUUACUUAUGUGGGAACUGGAAUGAUCUGUCCCCACGUUGUGAACCUGUCUAUGCUUCUUGGCUCAGUGCUCUCAUGGGGCAUAAUGUGGCCACUCAUCAAAAAGCAAAAGGGACAUUGGUUCCCAGAAGAAAUACCAGAAGUCAGUAUGAGAAGUCUUAAUGGUUAUAAGGUGUUCAUUCCCAUUGCUCUCCUUUUAGGUGAUGGGCUAUACAAUUUCAUCAAGAUAACUUGUAUCACGGUUUCUAGCAUGUAUGUCAAGUUCAAAGGGAGAAAAAUCAGCUCAGAGGAAAGUAACAAUAACGAUGCCAUUGAUAAUCGGACACGAGAUGAGGUCUUCAUCAGAGAAAACAUUCCAAUGUGGAUAGCAGCAUGUGGGUAUAUAUCCCUGGCAGUCGUUUCAGCAAUCACUAUUCCCUUAAUCUUUCCUGCGCUCAAGUGGUACUAUGUUGUCGUAGCAUAUAUAUGUGCUCCAGCUUUAGCUUUCUGCAAUGCUUAUGGAGCUGGUUUGACGGAUUUGAACAUGGGCUACAAUUAUGGUAAAGUAGGGCUUUUUCUCAUUGCUGCAUUGGUUGGAAAAGAACACGGUGUUGUGGCAGGAUUAGCUGGGGCAGGUCUCAUGAAGUCAGUCAUUUCUGUUUCUUGUGUUCUGAUGCAAGAUUUUAAAACAGGACAUCUAACCUCUACGUCCCCUAGAGCAAUGUUUCUGAGCCAGGCCAUUGGUACAGCUACAGGUUGCGUGGUUGCACCGCUCAUCUUCUUCCUGUUCUACAAGGCAUUCGACGUUGGAAACCCCAACGGCGAGUUUAAGGCCCCCUAUGGUAUCAUUUACAGAAACAUGGCCAUUCUUGGAGUUGAAGGUUUUUCAGCAUUACCACGAUAUUGCCUGGAUCUCUGUUAUGGCUUCUUUGCCUUGGCGGUUGGCAUCAAUAUAGUGAAAGAUCUUUCUCCGGCGAGGAUCGGAAAAUGGAUGCCAGUGCCAAUGGCUGUGGCACUGCCCUUCUUAGUUGGGGCAUACGUCGCAAUUGACAUGUGCAUUGGAAGUUUGGUUGUGUUCGUGUGGCACAAGCUUAACUCCAAGAAAGCAGAGCUGAUGGUUCCAGCAGUUGCUUCUGGACUGAUAUGUGGUGAAGGCCUUUGGGUACUGCCGGCAUCAAUUCUUGCUUUGGCCAAAGUCAAACCACCAAUUUGCAUGAAAUUCUUGGCUUCUUAGAAUUAGAGGAAAAUAAUUUGCAUUGUUGUUUAUAUGUCCAACAGAAAAAGGAUGGCCCCAAUCCAAAUCCUGGACACAACACCAUGGUAACUUACUUGUAGCUUAACCAUAAGAUACAAGGCAUCAAUAUAAAAUAUAACCAUA